AUGAGACACCUACAGGGAGAAAAAGAGAGGAGAGGGAGGGAGGGGGGGUUUGUGGAGACGAAGCUGUUGCUGGAAAAUGGAGAUAGACACCUCCGAGAGGGAAAAGAAAGAAGCGACGGGAACCAGCGUGUGGAGGGGAUAGAGAAGAAGAGGAGGAGGAGGAGGGAGACAGAGGGAGGGGAAGAGCUAAAGAGGAGGGGAGGGGACGAGACGGGUGAGGGAGGACCAGAGGAGAGGAGAGAGAGAGGCAGAUACGGAGGUCCACAGACAGACAGCAGAAGCAGCAGCAGCAGCGUGUAG
Messenger RNA from Xyrichtys novacula (pearly razorfish), 300 nucleotides. NCBI's taxonomy places the organism in Eukaryota, Metazoa, Chordata, Actinopteri, Labriformes, Labridae. The record is from the annotation of a GenBank genome assembly.